AUGAAACGAACUCAGUCAUUGUUAACUUUUUUUAAAAAAUCUAAACAGUCAACCGAUCUGGAACGAACUGUUCCAUCUUUAUCAAAUGUUUUCCAAGAUGAAGACACUGUGGCUUCUGAAACAAAACAAGCCGCUUCAAGUGUAGAAGUUAGAUCUCCGGUAAUUAAACAUAUUUUAGAUUCUAAGUUUGAUAUAGGAGCUUAUGUUGAGUUUAAACAAAAUUUAAGUGUCGAAGAAAAGGUUUCUAUUUUACAAAACGUAUGGACCCCUGAUUGUAUUGCUAUAAAGUUAAAUGUUGAACCAAAAAUACCUCGAACAUGCAGCAAUCAAAAAAAUAGAAGCAAUGUCCCGUUUAAUAAUAUUGAAGAUUUUUACAAAAAAACUAUUUUUAUACCGUAUUCGGACGAUUUAAUAAUGGCAUUAAAUGAAAGAUUUUUACCUCAUAAUGAAACUAUAAUUUCAUUACAAUUUGUCUUACCUCGUAUCAUAGUUGAAAAACCAUUUUUUAGUUUAAAAAAAGCUGUCGAAUCUUAUAAAAGUGAUUUACCUGGGCUAAACGACAUUAUAGAAGCAGAGUAUGAAAUUUGGCAGGCUAAAUGGAAAAAUAUUGAAGAAAACUUAAGACCUGCAACUGCUAUAGAAGCUCUAAGAGCCUGUGAUCGUUUAAUGUACCCUAACAUAUUUGAAUUACUAAAAAUACUAGCUAUAAUUCCAGUAUCCACCGCUACGGCUGAACGCAGCUUUUCUACUCUUAGAAGACUUAAAACAUAUUUAAGAAAUACAACUUCUGAGUCCAGGCUAGUAGGACUAGCACUUUUAUCCAUUCACCGAGACAUUGAUGUAAAUGAUGAUAUGGUAUUAGACAAAUUUGCCAACAGUGGUAAAGAGAGAAAUUUGAAUUUAAUAUAA
Molecule: messenger RNA, 909 nt
Organism: Adelges cooleyi (spruce gall adelgid)
Lineage: Eukaryota; Metazoa; Arthropoda; Insecta; Hemiptera; Adelgidae
Product: 52 kDa repressor of the inhibitor of the protein kinase-like
Exons: 2
Coding region: 1-909 (302 amino acids)
Molecular function (GO): protein dimerization activity
Source: RefSeq, a predicted model, not a curated record